AUGCUACUCGACGGUGGCUUCCGCGUAGUCGCGCCCGACAUGUUGGGCUACGGUGACUCGGCACGUCUCCCCGACGCGCCUGGCGUUCCCCCGGAGUCGAUUCGUGUCUACGCCUACAAAAACGUUGCCGACGAUAUUCGCGAAUUGGCCAGACAGUUGGAAUGCACCACGAUCAUCCUCGGAGGGCAUGAUUGGUACUACUCUCUGGCCCCGUUUCUGCCUUCGUCGCCCGCUCGCUCAUCGCUUGUGAAUGAUAGGGGUGCUCAGGUCGCAUGGCGUGUCGCACAAUGGCACCCAUCCUUAGUCUCGCGACUGUUCACCAUCGCCGGCCCAUAUCGCCGGCCUACCUCGCAUUGGACUUCCUUUGACGACCUGGUCAAGGCCGUGCCUCAACUCGCAUACCAAAAGCAGAUUGCUAGCGGCAUACUCGAGCAGACAUUCUGCACGACGGAAGGUAUCAGGGACUUUUUGAAGAUACUGGAUUUCAGUGGCGAUGCGCAGAAUCAGACUGCCUUCGAGCCUACGCGAGGUUUCGACCUGGAGCACCUGCAACGACUGGGCAAGGGCAGCCUUCUGACCGAUCAGGAACUCGAGGUCUACGUGGCGAAGUACUCCCGAAACGGCUUGCACGGGCCAUGCAACUGGUAUCGGACGCGCCGCGCAAACUUCGAAGACGAUCAGUCUCUCCUGGGCUCCACCAUCGACAUUCCUGUCCUCUACAUUGCGGCCGCGCGCGAUCGUGUCUUCUCGCCUUCACUCACGCACGAUAUGGAGCAAUGUGUUCCCCAGUUGCUCCGGGCUUCUGUUGAUGCGCACCACUAUGCUCACGUGGAGAAGUGGCAGGAUGUGAACGGCAUUCUCUCCGCGUGGCUUCGCGCGGAGUUUCAUGGUUCGGCUAGUCUAGUGGCUAGAACUAGCUUAGCAUGA
Fulvia fulva is the source of this 927-nucleotide messenger RNA. Its product is annotated as Epoxide hydrolase. The transcript is spliced from 5 exons. The record is from RefSeq and is a predicted model, not a curated record. NCBI's taxonomy places the organism in Eukaryota, Fungi, Ascomycota, Dothideomycetes, Mycosphaerellales, Mycosphaerellaceae. The coding region runs from base 1 to 927 and encodes 308 amino acids. Gene Ontology annotation, molecular function: hydrolase activity.